Molecule: messenger RNA, 5933 nt
Organism: Salvia miltiorrhiza (redroot sage)
Lineage: Eukaryota; Viridiplantae; Streptophyta; Magnoliopsida; Lamiales; Lamiaceae
Product: formin-like protein 20
Exons: 17
Coding region: 704-5266 (1520 amino acids)
Source: RefSeq, a predicted model, not a curated record
UUACUCGUUGUCAACAUUUAGCCACGUGAGUUCCACAUCCCACCAGAAGAGCAAUCCGUCCAAAAACAAAUGAAAGCAGAGUUGGAAAAGAAAACAACAAUUUCAAGAAAUCGACAAACGCAAAGUCGGGUCCUAUUCACUGUUUAUCCGGGUCGGAUCUGUCUCCCCCCCUUACGGCUAUCCUUUCACCUUUUCAGUCCCACUACGUUUCCCCCCUUUCUCUCUCUACAACUCUUUCUCUCUCUCUUUACCCCCCAUGUGAUCAAGUCCCCCCUUUUUGUAAUCACAAAACGGUCCUAGUAUGUUUCGUGCUAUCAAGAAUUCUGUAUCGUUAUCUUUUCUGCUAGCACUCGAUUGAUCGGCAGCUGCUUCCCCUUAAUUCGACUGAUUUUGUGCUGAAAUUUCUUCCUUUUUUUAUUUUCUUGUAGUUCUUGAAUCCGUUUCUCGGUCAUUUCUGUUUCUAUUCCAGUGGAGCUGCGGUGAUUGAACUGUUGGAUUGGUGCGAGGUGGAAAUCCGGAGCUGAAUUGCGGUGGUUGGUGGUGUUCUGAUCUGGGUUUUGUUGAGCUCGCUGAGUUGCAUUGCGGUGGUGAUUAGUCUGGUGUGAAGAAGUGCUGGUUAGUUAGGUCAAAUUGAGGCGAAGUUUGGAUUUUGGGUACUGGAUUGGGGUUUUGGAUCCGGUCAGGGGGGAAACAGCGCCAUUAGAUGGCGCUGUUCAGAAGGUUCUUCUACCGGAAGCCGCCCGAUCGGCUUCUCGAGAUCUCCGAGAGGGUCUACGUGUUUGAUUGUUGCUUCUCCACCGAUGUACUUGACGAAGAUGAGUACAGAACGUAUAUGAAUGGGAUUGUUGCUCAGUUACAGGACCACUACCCCGAUGCUGCUUUUAUGGUUUUCAAUUUCAAAGAAGGUGAAAGGAGAAGCCAAUUAUCCGAUGUGUUAUCUCAGUAUGACAUGACAGUAAUGGAUUACCCUCGUCAGUAUGAAGGGUGUCCGCUGUUACCGCUGGAGAUGAUUCACCACUUCUUGCGUUCCAGUGAGAGUUGGCUGUCACUUGAGGGCCAACAGAAUGUGCUUCUGAUGCACUGUGAAAGGGGGGGAUGGCCCGUGCUCGCCUUUAUGCUUGCAGGCCUUUUAUUGUACAGGAAACAGUACACGGGAGAGCAGAAGACGCUCGAAAUGGUGUACAAACAAGCACCAAGGGAACUUCUUCAUCUCUUGUCUCCUUUAAAUCCACAACCGUCUCAGCUCAGAUAUCUUCAGUACAUAUCUCGAAGGAAUAUUGGGUCCGACUGGCCACCGUCAGAUACACCUCUGGCUUUGGAUUGUAUUAUUCUUAGGAUCCUUCCUUUAUAUGAUGGUGGAAGAGGAUGCCGACCAGUAAUUCGUGUAUAUGGUCAGGAUCCCGCUUCAAAAGCAUCUACUAGAAGUUCAAAGCUUUUGUUCUCAACCUCAAAAAUCCAAAAGAAAAUCCGUCUCUAUAAACAGGAAGAGUGUGAGCUAGUAAAAAUUAAUAUCCGUUGCCGUGUUCAAGGAGAUAUUGUCCUUGAGUGCAUCCACUUGGAGGAUGACUUGGUGAGAGAAGAGAUGAUUUUCAGAGUGAUGUUCCAUACAGCAUUUGUUCGGUCAAACGUUUUGAUGCUGACCCGUGACGAAGCAGAUGUUCUUUGGGAUGCCAAGGACCAGUUCUCUAAGGAAUUCAGAGCAGAGGUACUAUUUUCGGAUGCAGAUUCUGUUCACUCUGUUGUAGACACAGAAGAAGCAGAAAGUGACGAUGGAAAUGAAACAGAAAAUGCUGGAGCUGAGGAAUUCUUUGAGGCAGAAGAGAUAUUCAGCAGUGUAGCCGAUGCUCAGGAUGGCAAGGCAGAGUCGGAAUCUGAUGACUAUGCAAUUAUCACUAGUUCUGAAGUCAACGAAAGUAAUCCGGAGAUAGCCGUGAAGGAUGAUUCAGAUCAUCAUGCAUUUGAAGAUUGUGCGUCUGAUGAGGGAAUUCAGAGGCGUGAACGCUAUGGUAGCGCGGCGCAUAAUGGAAAUGCUAAAGUACAGUCUGGAUUUCAGACUUAUAAAGUAGCUAGUAAUGUUGAGACCAAAUCAAUUAAUGGUGGAAUGGGUGACGAGUCAGAAGAAGAAGAAGAAGAGAAUGAGCAAAGUGAAGAAGCUCCUCGGUUAAUGAAGAAUCUCGAAAAGCAGGGCCAGCAACAGAAACCUACCACUGAUAGUAAUAAGCCAAAGUUGGAUAGAAGCAUCUCGACUCUAUCUAAAAAGCCGCCUGUUUCUAUUUCACGAUCUGCUUCUGAUGCAGUCACUACCAACAAGAAAUCUAAGCCGCUGGAGUCGCAGAGCACUCCAGCUAGAGUAGCAAAGCCAAAUGCUGUAUCGAGGUGGAUACCUACUAAUAAAGCAACUGCUACAGCUGACAGAGGUACUGCAUCAGGCCGUUCCAAGCACGCCUCUAGCGCCUCAUCAUCAGAUGCAUCACCGGCUCAAGAAGCUUUUGCCCCCCCAUCUCUACCUUUACCCUCACAGAUUGGAGGUGAAGCCAAACUAAGCAUAGAAUCGCCACCUUCAGAUUCACCCCAGCCAUCCCCUCCACCACCGCCACCACCUCCUCAGCCUAAUUCUUUUCUAUAUGAACCUUCUUCAACACCUACAGCAACGCUUCAAGAUGGUGAGGGCAGUGUUCUUUCACCUCCAGCUGCACCUCAUAGCCUCUCACCAAAUGGUGGACGUUUUACUCCACCUCCACCUCCACCUCCACCUCCUCCUCCUCCUCCUCCUCUACCAUCUGCAAAUGCUGUUACUGUCUUGUCCUCAAGAUCAUCCCAGCCACCCCAACCUUCCAUACUUCCAUUUCCUCAGACUGCAACUUUUACCCAGUUCGCACCUUCCUCUUCACAUCCGCCAUCCACUGGAACAAGCUUAUGGACAGCUGUGCAGGAAGCCAUUCCCAAACCCCCUCCUCCCCCUCCCCCUCUUCCCCACUCUUCCAAUGUGCAGAAUACCAGUAGAGUGCCGCCGCCUCCACCACCUCCUCCACCCCCGUUUUCAGGUGGGAGUUCAUGGCAUGCACCUUUAGGAGUAUCAAGUUCUGGAUACUCUGAAAGAUCUUCUAGCAUAAGAAAACCCUCUCCACCUCCACCACCCCCACCUCCUUCGACACCACCACCUCCCAUGAAUGGGCUUCCUUCUUUUCAAUCACAUCGAGCUCCACCUUUACCCCCAGUCCCACCUCCUCUGUCCGGCGGUCCACCUCCUCCACGUGGUGCUCCACCACCUCCACCUCCUCCUCCACCACCUCCUUUUUCACGUGGUGCACCCCCACCUCCACCUCCCCCUCCCCCACCUCCUUCUCGUGGAGCACCACCACCUCCACCUCCGCCUCCCACUUACGAAAAUUAUUUUCCUCAGAGCCAUAGAACUCCACCACCACCACCUCCUCCUCCUCACCGUAGUGCUCCACCUCCACCACCGCCUCCUCCUCUUGGUGCACCUGGUGUACCGCCUCCUCCACCUCCACCUCCGGGAUGGGGAAUGCCUGGUCCACCACCUCCCGGACGGGGAAUGCCUGGUCCACCGCCUCCUCCACCACCUCCGGGAAGGGGAAUGGCUGCCCCACCGCCUCCUCCACCACCUCCCGGAAGGGGAAUGCCUGCCCCACCGCCUCCUCCACCACCUCCGGGAAGGGGAAUGCCUGCCCCACCGCCUCCUCCUCCACCUCCUGGACGUGGAAUGCCGGCGCCACCGCCACCUCCCCCUCGUGGAGCUCCACCACCUCCACCUCCUCCUACACGUGGAGCCCCAGUUCCACCUCCCCCACCUUCAGCUCGUGGCCCGCCGCCACCUCCACCCAUAGGAGGAGCACCACCUCCACCACCACCUCCUGGAGGUCGUGUGCCUGGUCCACCUGCACCUCCAGGACCUCCUAGACCUCCAGGAGGUGCACCACCCCCACCUCCUCCAUUUGGUGCAAAGGGACCUGCAACAGAUGGUAAAGGAUUGCUUGCUGGUAGAGGGCGUGGGCUUCCACGACCAAUGGCAGCAGCACCUCGAAGAUCUACCUUAAAGCCACUUCAUUGGAGCAAGGUAACCAGGGUAUUACAAGGAAGCUUGUGGGAAGAACUGCAGAGAUUCGGGGAUCCUCAAGUGGCACCAGAAUUUGAUGUGUCAGAACUGGAGACCCUUUUCUCUGCCACACUACCAAAGUCAGAUGCAGGAGGAAAGGCUGGAGGCCGCAGAAAGUCUACUGGAUCUAAGACUGAAAAAGUCCAUCUGAUUGACCUAAGGAGAGCGAACAACACUGAAAUUAUGCUCACAAAAGUGAAAAUGCCCCUUCCCGACAUGAUGGCUGCAGCACUUGCAAUGGAUGAAUCAAUUUUGGAUGCUGAUCAAGUAGAAAAUCUCAUCAAGUUUUGUCCAACUAAAGAAGAGAUGGAACUUCUUAAGGGCUACACAGGAGACAAGGAGACUCUGGGGAAGUGCGAACAGUUUUUCCUGGAGCUGAUGAAGGUUCCACGAGUUGAAUCUAAGUUGAGGGUUUUCUUAUUCAAGAUCCAAUUCAACUCUCAGGCAUCUGAUUUCAAGAGAAGCCUGAACACUGUAAAUUCAGCAUGUGAAGAGGUUCGGAGGUCCCUCAAACUGAAAGAAAUUAUGAAGAAGAUUUUAUAUCUUGGAAAUACAUUAAACCAAGGAACUGCAAGAGGUUCUGCUCUUGGAUUCAAGUUAGACAGUCUCUUGAAACUCACAGAUACACGUGCAUCCAACAACAAGAUGACACUCAUGCAUUAUCUUUGUAAGGUGCUUGCGUCAAAGACACCAGCUCUUUUAGACUUUCAUCAAGAUCUUGUUAGCUUGGAAGCUGGCUCUAAGAUACAAUUGAAAUCUUUGGCAGAAGAGAUGCAAGCCAUUAUCAAAGGUUUAGAGAAGGUAAAGCAGGAAUUGGCUGCUUCAGAAAACGAUGGUCCCGUAUCUGAAACUUUUCGCAAGACAUUGAAGGAAUUUGUCACUAUUGCUGAGACUGAUGUGGCCUCUGUGACGCAUCUAUAUUCUAUUGCGGGGAGAAAUGCAGAUGCACUAGCUCUAUAUUUUGGUGAGGAUCCUGCAAGAUGCCCUUUUGAGCAAGUCAUUGCAACCCUAUUGAACUUUGUCAGAAUGUUCCGGAAAGCUCAUGAAGAAAACUGCAAACAAGCGGAACUAGAAAAGAAGAAAGCCCGGAAGGAAGCUGAAAUGGAGAAUGCCCAAGGAAUAACUCUGACAAAGAGAGCUAAAAAUUGAGUUGAAUACUUUUAGCGGGCGCAUAGCUGUUCCUGACUGUCAGCAUACAAUAUUUGACUGCAGACGCCGCAGACUGCAGCUAACGAGCCUUCAGCUUUGCUGGAAAUGCGGUGCAGAGGGUGCUCUCGAGCCAUCACACAACCUGAACUUGUAGAGAGAAGGAAAUUUGAGAAAGCCUGGUGGCCGUUGGGGUGCUGAUCUCAUCGGAGAUUUCUUCCUCAGAGGUACGUAUUGAGCCCUCACAUGUCUUGAAACGACGUUGCAUGCAGGUUGGACUAAUGAGAAAAUACGCUCGUUUCCACCGCAUUGAUUCACCAUCAGCUUUCGUGAGGAUACCACUUGAACUGUAAAGCAUGUCGCCAGAAUGCACGAUGAAACUUGUACAUAAAUGCUAACCCUCUACUUAGGUGUAACACUAAUUCUUUGCUGUAGUUAUAGAAUUCGAUUUGGUUCCUCAUAGCGCUCAGGUCGGAACGUGGAACCUUUGUUCAAAUGCGUUGUAUAGAACGAGUAGAGAGGAUAUAUAGAAUAUAGUCUAUGAUUCGUAGAUAGUGAUGUAGUCCAGCAUAGGUUUUUUGGUCUGAAAUUGUUUUCUGUUUUUAAAUUCAGCUUCUGGAAUUGGAUAAAUUCAUUCAUUAGCGAGGAAGAAAAAAGGAGCAUUUUUCCA